This is a messenger RNA of Perca fluviatilis (European perch), 3043 nucleotides long. RefSeq names its product somatostatin receptor 3 (gene sstr3a). Gene Ontology annotation, biological process: neuropeptide signaling pathway. Gene Ontology annotation, molecular function: neuropeptide binding; somatostatin receptor activity. The record is from RefSeq and is a predicted model, not a curated record. Lineage: Eukaryota; Metazoa; Chordata; Actinopteri; Perciformes; Percidae. The coding region runs from base 377 to 1816 and encodes 479 amino acids. Gene Ontology annotation, cellular component: neuron projection; membrane. The transcript has 2 exons.
CCUUAGCUGUUACCUAGUUACAAGCAAGAGACGGAGGGACUGUUAUAAUGUUGCAGUGGUGACUUCAGUGCAUCAGUCGGUCCGAGAACAGACGGAGGGGAAAAAACUCACUGACAAACACACCGGAGGACCGGAGCGGACUGUUUUACGUCUGAGGAUGAAAAUAAAACACGUCCUGACAGGGAAUAAACCAACUGCAGCUGCUCCUCUCGCGUUGUUUCAAUCAAUAAAUCCUAAAUCAACGUUCGAGACCGGGCUUAAGAAGACCACGGUUUGAGAAGUCUCAUCGUAAAGAUUGGCGGGAGCUGAGACAACAGAAGGACAAAGCCACAGAAAGAGCACAUCUAUGGGUGUCAUCUAGCUCCCCAGGCUGAAGAUGAUGGAAGAGAUGUGGGAGAACGGCAGUUUCGACAGCCCCUCGCCCGGACUCCCCCUGUUUCUGCUCAUGUUUAACGACAGCGAUCUGAACGAGACGCUGUCCAACUCCACCAACUCCAGCAUCCCAGUUGUCUCCUUAGGUCCUAGCGUGGCAGGGGUCCUCCUACCACUCAUAUAUAUAAUCGUGUGUAUCAUCGGCCUGGGCGGAAACACUUUGGUCAUUCACAUUGUGCUGCACUACUCAAAGAUAGAGUCAGUGACCAACAUCUACAUCCUCAACUUAGCCAUCGCUGAUGAGCUCUUCAUGCUCAGUCUGCCUUUCCUGGCGGUUCAGAACACCCUCCACUCGUGGCCGUUUGGCUCCUUCAUGUGCCGUCUGGUCAUGACUGUCGACUCCAUCAACCAGUUCACCAGCAUCUUCUGCCUGACUGUGAUGAGCAUUGAUCGCUACCUUGCUGUAGUCCACCCCAUUCGGUCUUCAAAGUGGCGGCGCCCUCAGGUGGCCAAAGUUGUGAAUGGCACUGUCUGGGCUCUGUCCUUUCUUGUUAUUCUGCCUGUGGUGAUCUUUGCCAACAUCCAGAAGACAGGAGGUACCUGUAACAUCGCCUGGCCACAGCCGGCUAACAUAUGGCGGGCGGCUUUCAUUAUUUACACCUCCACGGUUGGAUUCUUCUGCCCUCUUCUUAUCAUCUGCUUCUGCUAUCUGCUUAUCGUCUUCAAGGUCCGCAGCUCGGGUAAAAAAGUCCACGCCACCUCCACCAAGCGCAGGAAGUCGGAGAGAAAAGUGACGCGCUUGGUUGUGAUUGUUGUUGCUGUGUUUGUCUUCUGCUGGCUGCCUUUCUACGCCCUCAACAUCCUCAACUUGCUGGUUUCGCUGCCCUCAGAGUACCAGGGUUUUUACUAUUUCGUUGUAGUGCUCGGUUACGCUAACAGCUGCGCCAACCCCAUCGUCUACGCCUUCAUGUCAGAUAACUUCAAGAGGGGUUUCCGGAAAGCCCUCUGCCGCUCCACAAGGAAGGUGGAGAACCACGAGCCCAUGGAGCUCCAGCAGCAGCAGCAGCAGCCGCAGAGGGAGGGCAGGUCAGCCCUCAAGCCCAGAGAAAGCCUGAGACGGGUAUUCAAGGAUGAAGACGAGUACGAUGAGGAAGACGUCUCGGAAAUGACUGAGAUCUACAGAAUCGCCCAAAAUGGCAACAGCAGCUUCCAGCCGCAUAGCUUGCAGCCGCUGUUGUCCGAGAAAGGAGCGACUCCAGGAACAACGGAGCCGUCGUCCCCAGACAGGAAGGAUAAAUCUGUGGACGUGAAAGGGAAAGAUCCAGCCAACGGGUCAACACUGACUGUACCGUUGCUUCUGAAUGGAACCAAACAUGGAAGCAUUAAAACUCUGCCAGAGGAGAACUUGGAACAGAGCACCUCACUGGAGAUAAGUUACUUAUAGUGUAAAUGACGGACUUCAUUUUACUUGAAGUGAACUCAGUAUUACGAUACAGGGCAGCCAACACUGAACUGUUUGUAAAGGAGCAAAAAGACCAUUCAAAAUGUAUAUAUAAUGAAGACUUAAGAAAAAUGAAAACGAGCCUUAUAAUUAGCUUUUUCUGAUCAACGGACUCAAAGUUUCUUUAACAUUUGAAGGAUAUACUAAAGCUUCACCAACAUACAGAAUAUAUUCCUGUUUAUAUUGUGUACAUAUGCAUGAAUAUGAAUGUACAAAGUUGUGCCUUUAUUUACUAUUAUCACAUGUAUCUUGUUAAUUGUUUUACCUUUUUAUUCCAUAAUGUGACAAUCAUUCGCUCAAAUUGGACUGUAUUUAAACUUAAAUCAACAUUCAUUGCAACCACCUACACAUUAGCUGAACAUUGAUGUUAUUACUUUAUUUUAGAUAGGAAUCCCAUGCCUGUAACCGCAUUUCCUAUUGUUGUGUUUAUAAAGGUUUUAAGGGUUAAAUGUAAUUGCUGCCAAGGUUAUGUUUGAAGGUUUUAGGGAGGUGGUCAAGGUGUAUGGUGGGUGUAUAAAGCGUAGGACAAGGUUCACAUCCUGAGUCCCAUGUGUGGUUAGGUUUUGGCAACAAAAGCAUUUUGGUUAAGGUUUGUGAAACAUCUUAGUUUUAUUUAAAUGUUCAUAAAUACAUUGUGUCAUGGGCUUCAAGUAAAAAAAAACUUUAAAUUAAAUUUAGCUGUUUCUACAAGUGGAUUUUGUAUGAAAACAUAUAUUCAUAUUUUGCAACUUUGCAGGUACAGUUCAGUAACAAUGGGCCUCAUGCAGGAACGUUUUUGUAAUCUUAUCCUAAAACUCACUUUUUUCUAAUUGAGGUUUGCUCAUACAACUGUCCCAAGUCAUCAAACUGGACAAACUUGUUAAUUAACCUGAAAAUAGCUUGUUUUAGCCUGAUGAAUAAAAAUUCAUCAACAUAAUUAACACGUCUAAAAUUGUCACAUACGACUGCUUGUUCAGCUCCGUUUGUGGGAAAGUUUCAUUCACAAAAAUAUUACCAAAGAGUUAAAAGAAGAGCUUCAAGUCCUGCUUUCAGGACAAAUGUAGCAGUGUCUGUAUAUAGAAGAUAGAAGAUCUUAAAGGUCCUAUGACAUGCUGCUCUUUGGAUGCUUUUAUAUAGACCUUAGUGGUCCACUAAUACUGUAUCUGAAGUCUCUUUCCCGAAAUUCAGCAU